This is a messenger RNA of Rhincodon typus (whale shark), 7533 nucleotides long. Its product is annotated as beta-1,4-galactosyltransferase 1-like. The transcript is spliced from 6 exons. The record is from RefSeq and is a predicted model, not a curated record. Gene Ontology annotation, molecular function: cytoskeletal protein binding; beta-N-acetylglucosaminylglycopeptide beta-1,4-galactosyltransferase activity. Lineage: Eukaryota; Metazoa; Chordata; Chondrichthyes; Orectolobiformes; Rhincodontidae. The coding region runs from base 127 to 1215 and encodes 362 amino acids. Gene Ontology annotation, biological process: protein N-linked glycosylation; carbohydrate metabolic process.
UUGUCUCGCGGGCCCAACCCUCCGGGCUAGCUCCGACCGCUUGUCUGGAGGCUUCCCCUACGGGGAGGGGAGCCGCUGGUCCGGGUCCGGGUCCGGGUCCGCGUUCGGUGGUAGUGUUUGGAAGGUAUGGCGCUGAGUUCGGUGAUGCCGGGCCGUGGGCUCCAUGUGACGUGCCUAGCGGUGAUGGUGCUGAGCGGGGUUCACCUCACUGUUACCCUGCUCUACUACCUGGACAUGCACGUCUACAGCGGGCAGAUGGUGCGGCGCUUCGGCAGCUUCCUGGUGGCGGAUAGGAUCGACACAGAGGCGGGCACGGUCCCGGUCCCCAACACCACAAACGCCAACGGCAGCGUCGAGUCCCCGUCUCCCUCUCGCCCGCCGUUACAGCCGUGUCCGGACACUUCACCGCAUCUCGUGGGACCACUUGCAAUAGAAUUUUCUCAGACUGUUGAUCUAGAAGAUGUGAAAAAUACUAAUCCAUUGUUAAGGGAAGGAGGCAGAUUUGCUCCAGUAGACUGUACAGCUCUUCAGAAAGUUGCCAUCAUCAUUCCUUUUCGCAAUCGAUUUGAGCAUUUGAAGUAUUGGUUGUUUUACUUGCAUCCAAUUCUUCAGCGCCAGCAACUGGAUUAUGGGGUGUAUAUCAUUAACCAGCAUGGAGAAGAUACUUUUAAUCGUGCCAAACUUCUCAACGUAGGUUUUAUGGAAGCUUUGAAAGAAUACGACUACAACUGCUUUGUAUUCAGUGAUGUUGAUUUGAUUCCCAUGGAUGAUCGAAAUAUAUACAGGUGUUACAGCCAACCAAGGCACCUGGCUGUAUCAAUGGAUAAAUUUGGUUUCAGAUUACCGUAUAACCAGUACUUUGGAGGAAUAUCAGCUUUAAGUAGAGAACAGCAUGAAAAAAUUAAUGGAUUCCCUAAUGAUUACUGGGGCUGGGGAGGAGAAGACGAUGACAUCUACAACAGGAUAAUUUUCAAAGGCAUGAAGAUUUCUCGUCCAAGUGGUGGCAUUGGGAAAUGCCGUAUGAUAAGACAUAACAGAGAUAAAAAUAAUGCACCUAACCCUCAGAGGUUUAACAGAAUUUCUAAAACAAGACAGACAAUGGAACAUGAUGGUUUAAAUUCACUCAAGUACACGGUGUUAGAGGUCAAGAAAUAUCCCUUAUACACCUUUAUUGAUGUGGAUAUCGGUGGGCCUGGAAGACCACCUUCAAGAUAAGAAAAAGUGGUGAAGAACUCGGUUCUUAAAUUCAAGAGCCUUUCUGUUCAUCCUGUCUACCAUGUGUGCCUUAUUAAUUUAACUUCAUGUGCUGUGUUUUCUCCUGGUUUUAUCAAGAGUUGUUGAUGUUGAACUCAAAUUGCCACUGGGAAUUCGUCAUGUCAGCUCCAGAAACUUGAACAUCACAUUUGGUGGACGGUUUCAGAAUUACGCCCUUAUUUCAAAACAAACUUUUAAAGUCUGAAUGCUAAAGUAAUUUUCCAUUUGUUUUCUAAACUAGGUGUGACUUUCAGGCUGUCAGGAACCCCCAUCACUAUGUUCUAAAUAUGUUGCUUUGUUUGUCAGUCAGCCAUCAGCUGAAGCGUGUGCUGUUAUUUCACUUCAGAUCGCAGUUGAAACAUUUGUAAUUUAUUUGUGUGCGCUCACACAGAUGUCUGAGAAUAUGAUACCUGAAAUGUGAUACAGACCCAGCAAAGGCAAGCUGCCUAUUUGCCAAUGAAUUGCAUUUCACUGUUAUAAGACUUUGGCUAAGAUGAUUGAAUUUUCUCCUAGAGUAAAAAUGUGUUCAACAUUGAAUUUGAAGAGUGAUGUCCCAUCAGAAUUCAGCUAUCCAUUGUGAAUUCAAGUGUUGUGAAAAGGCCUUCGGGUCACUAGGGAUACUGGCUAGGACAGUAACAACUGAUAUAUUGCCACUUUGGCGCUUUUGCGUUUUUUUCUCAAUGUGAGUGAUCUUGAUAAGACCAUAAGAUAUAGGAGCAGAAUUAGAGCAUUUGGCUCAUUGAGUCUGCUCUGUCAUUUGAUGGUCCCAUUUAUUGCCCACCCCUCAUUCUUGUACUUGCUAUUGGUUAGGAUAUUCAGGAUGCGAACCUAUUGAUGAAAUUAUGGUAAUAUAUAUUUGUAUAUGGAAUAUGAGUUGAAAGAUGUGGUUGUUUCAAUGACCUCACCUAAAAUUGUUUUACAUCAAUGUGAAAAUAUUUCCUUGUCUUAAUGUUUGGUAAUCAAAUGGAAGGGUAGUUUCCCCUCUGAAGGUGGUGGAGAUAAUGCUUUUGUCUAUAAACAAUACAUCUCAAAAACUAACAGAAUUUCAUCAAAACUUGGUAUGCAAAUAGGGCAUCUCCCAAGGAAGAAAUGGUUAAUUUUUAGCAAACAUACAGGCUUGGAAUCUUGGAUUUUAUUAAAAGCAUUUGUUAAUAUUGAAGUAUAUUCUGAUAUAGAAUAUUGUUUCUUGUAUUUGCAAUUUGUUGGUUAUCACAGCAGUCAAAAUAUGAGCACGUGAAACCAGUUCAUUAAAAUGAAAGGUUUUGUCUUUUUAUAAUGAUCUAACUACAUAAUUAAUCAGUCAGGAAAAACCUUGGAGAUGCCUAACAUAAUAAGGUUGUUAAUAUAGCAUAAUUGAGCUGUGCAUGCUUUUUAGUUCCCUCUUCAGUUGUUAUAUCUGAUUCCAUCUGUCUCCCCCUCCCCCUCUCUCUCUCAGGAAAAUACCAUCGCAAAUGCAUGUCUGACUCUUCAUACUUGUACAAAUACAUGCAUGUGAUACACAUUCUUCAGUCUCUUUCAGACCUCUGUGCAAUGUGCACAUGCUUCAUGCAUCAUACCACAUACAGGCAUUAACAGUGCCAUUUGCUGUGAAUGCACACAUCUUCCUUGUGUAGACUCUUAAAGCGUGCACAAAACUGGGUGUGAACACACUUUCACACACGAUAUGUUGCUUUUAGACUGAGAAUUUCAGCUGAAGAAUAUGAUUCAGAUGUCAUAUCUAUAGGCUGCAUCAAAAAUAUCCCUUGCUGCUGCUUUGAUUCUUAUCCAAAGUGUAAAGAAGAGAUGUGAAUAGAGUGGUCAUUGUCCUAUCAGGGUCCAUUCUAUUCAACGGCAAAGUGCCCAAAGUGGCAUUGUCAGACCAACACCAGAUUUUAGCCAAAGUUGCAUCAAUGGAAUUGCCAGCAUUUAUGAGAGCAGCAAGAUUUUCUGCUGACAGGAUGUAUUUCAUGGCCAUUGCUGUUACUUCUAGAACUUUCAAAGUGCUAUUGCCACAGAUUUCAUUCUUGUGUACAAGUUUCAAUACAAUCAACUUUCUGCUACAGGACCAUAGUUGCUGGACUAUACAUUGGCUAUUUCUUGCCCACCUUCUAAUGUCUCAAGUUUUUUAACUAUCAUUCUCUUGCUUUUAGUUGAACCCAGAAGAAAGACAAACUUAGCAAUUGAGGCAGUUUGCACUGUUAGCCUGAACUUUCUUAUUUCUCAUUUUGGGAGAUGGCUGAUCUCUCUUUGGGGCUGGCUCAUACUUGAAUUAUUCUGAGUUGCAGAGUCUGGCUGCACUUUGUGUGGUUGUCAGUCUGCACACUGCUGUUCAGGAUUCCUUAUUCUGUUUUUGAAACAGCCAUUUCUUCAUAUACAGAAACAAUGUAUCCUAAAAAUGGCCUAGUUUCUUUACAAUGCUUUGCAUCUUGGGUUGUUCAGUUACUGAAACCCAAUGCUGCGAACUGUAUGUUAUUUUAAACCAGUUCUACAAAAGACAAGGCCAUGAAGUUGAGUGAAAGUAAUGCAUGCAGGAUAUGGUUAAUAUUAAAACUGUGUUUUCAAGAGUUCAAACAAUUUGGAACUUUUACCAUUUGUAAAUUUUCCGUCUUCAGCUUAUACUCCAAGUUCUUGACUAUGCUUCAGUUACAGUUAAUUGAUGCAAUUGCUGCAGGCAUAAAACAGAUUGCAUUUUAUAAGUAAGCAACACACCCUUUGAAUCCUCAGAAAAAGUUUUGUAACAUGCAUCCACGGUCUUUGGAGCUUUUAUUUCUUUUGUCUCACUGAAUCAUAGAAGGGAGCUAUUUGACGCACCUUGCUCAAUUAUAGCUCUCAAUGAGGUUGAGGUGGGGCGAUGGUGGUUCAGUUAAAAGGUUAACUUGAAUGGUGGUAUAUUCUGCGGCAAACUUGCUCCACCACAUUUUAGUAGGCUGAAUCUUUGUUUAAAUACUUGUGACAUUCUGUUGCUGCUUCUGAUUUAUUCUCUUUUGUGCUUUGAGUGGCUGGGCAGCACUUGUCUUUGUAUUUCACUGAAAACCUUGAUGUAGAAUGCAGUCUGUUUUAAUCAUGUUGAUUUUGCAAAGUUAAUUUUUGAACACCAUUUUUUUCUAUUAGCAAAUAUGCUUAUUUUUCACUGCUGUAUAAAGUCUUUCUUGCCCCUGUCAUUCAUAUUUUGCAUUUUUGUUUUGAAUGGUCAGCUAAAUAGCUGAUGCAGAUUUUUUUUAUCAUGUUCACUUUGCAGGAAAAACAGACAACGCUUAUGAGCAUGCAUACCACUUAUGGUGGUACUACCUGCUUACGUAUAUAUCAUGUCAUUAUGCUGCCUAGGGAAAGAGGAAAAAAAAACAUCUGAAACUUAUGUUUUAAGAAUGAAUGAACCCUUGUUUGAAUUAUCUACUUUCUUUAUAUUUUUUAAAUAUUCUAUUAAAAUUCUCCCAAUUCACUUCCAGAAAUCACAGGGAUAGCUGUCAAUUCUGGUAAAUUCUCAGCCAGAUUGAGAAGAUUGGCCAACCAGUAGUUGGAAAUGCCAAGCCAGUAAUGGAAUGUUGGGAUAUUUAACAAACCUUUCACCUUGCCUUCAAUUAACCUCUCGUUCUGAUGACAAUUCACUGUUCAAUCUGCGUGAAUGUUGGUGGUGCCUUUGAUUUGAGCUCGAGCUUUAGUUUGGCCUUUUAACCAAAAUAUUUAAAUACAUUGUACUACUAAAAACUGACCACUUUUGAAUAUAUUGAACAAAUGAAAAAAAUUGCACUCUUGGAGCUGUUACAGACAGCAAGUUUAUUAUUCAGCUGUCUUUUUAAUAAAAAAACUAUCCAAACUGCACGGUAUACUGGCCUGUUGCUAAUCUGGAGAGUGUUUGCAUGUGUUGAUAAUUUAAUUGCUACCUACCAUUGUUUCUUUAUCUGGCAGUUUUGAAAAUACUUUAUUAAACCAAAGUCAUUUGCCAUUUUAUAAUGUGCAUCAUAUUAUAUUGCUAAAAUUAGCAAUAAUCACUUAAAAGGAGUGUUCUGAAGAAACCGAAAUGCUAACUCUGAUUUCUCUCCAGAUGCUGCCAGACCUCCUGAGAUUUUGCAGCAAUUUGUUUUUGUUUCUGAUUUCCAGCCCCCACAGUUCUUUUGGUCUUUUACAUUGGAUUUUUCAGUUUGAUUCACCUUGAGAAAUAUUUCCACUCAGACCUUACCACUUUCAGACAAAGGUAUAAUCCAGUUUCUGAAGAGCCAUAAAAUUAACUUUGACCCUCAGUUGUACUUUGAAUGAAUAAUAACUGGGACCAAAAAUUCUUCUCACCUUGACACCAAAUUGACUGACUUGUCAGGUGUAAGUAGAACUGUCGGUUACCCUGCUUGAGAAGUAUUUGUUCAGUCUUGUUGUUUUACGAAAACAUUCAGUGCAAUAGUUAUUUAUUGUGUGGUCAUUUUGUACUUUCCAUUGAAUCAUAAUGAAGUGCGAUUUGUUUGCAAGACAGUAUGUGCAUUAUUCGACUUUUGAGCCCAGUGCUACCAAAGCAAAACAAAAUUCCACAUGGUACUUGUUCAAAGCCAUUUCAACACUUUUAGAUCUUUAUUUGUCAUGAACAAAUUUGUUUCUUUUUGGAUUCCUAUGAUGAGUAGAAUUUUGUAAGGUAGAAUUGACUCCAUUUAUAGAAAAUUAAAUGAACUGAAAAGUUCAAAUUUUGGCCGCAUGAAGCAUCUAGUGGUACUUUACAAUGGAAGGCAUUUUACUUGUAUCUUUUCUAUGGUCUUCCUCCUAAUAAAUCGCUGCUGUAAUAUUAAUGCAAAUUAUUGUGCUGCAGUUGCAGCUGCACGUAGUGUCCAGGCUGUCUGUAAGACCACAAGGUCUAAUUGAGGCCAUUCCGAUACAAAUUGCUGUUUAAAUAUAUAUCAAGGUCAUUCAGAGGCUGAGGUGGGUGGGGGGGGGAAGAGAAAAAGGCUUUGUGACUUCUAAAACAAAUGGUUCAUUUGGCCUUUAUCAAAGGCUGUAUAGUCCAAUCCAGCACCACCUCUCUAGUCACCUCUUCUCUCUCGCUCCUUGACGUGUGUGCAUCACAGUCCCAGUUUCAAACAUUCGGUAAACUGAAUGAACGUCCAACACUAGCAACAUAUAAAUUGCUUGGAAUUUUACGUAUAAUAUGAAAUUAUAUACUUCAUUACAGAUGCAUCUGUAUUUGGAGGGGCGAACAACUUGUUAAACAGGGUGAUUCUCAUGUUUUCGCUCUGCUUCCCAAUCCCAUUAAGCUCCUUCCCCGGUAGCAAAGGAUAUAUUUGUGUUCAUGUGUAGUUUUAUUCUUAACCAAAACAGUGCCUUGUUUUUCAGGAAAGCUCAUCUAAACUGAAAGGAUAGAGAGAUUCUGGUCUUGAAUUGUGCCAGCCAAAAUUUGUAUCUAAUUCACUCAGUUACCUUUUUAACGAUGCAACAAUGCACACUGCUUUUAUUGUACAGUUUACACAAGUAUCAAAUGAAGCAUAGUGUUUAAAUCAAAUAAUUAAUAUCAAGGCAAUAGACUUAUCAGCUCUGCAUUCGGACUUGGUUCUUCUGGUGGGCUGUUUUCCUCUAGUCAGAGCUUUGAUAGGCUAUCUUCAACUACAGUGUCAGAUCUCCCAUGACAUCCAAUGUUACCUGUCUUGCUAUUUGGGGUAUGAGUGACAUUUAAUAGAGAUCUAGUUUUGUCCAGUCACCGCCAUUGAAGUGCAUUAAUGAUUUAGCUGUUUGUCACAUGUCACUUAAUUUCACUACAUGUUAAACCACUUGACACAAUCUUUCAUGCUUUGAUACGUGAUUGAAAUCCAUUGUCACUCCCUCCUCAGUUUAAUCGGUGUGCAGACCAUCAGGGCUUUGUCUAUCUUUUUUUUUCUUUAACUGCCUCAGCAGUCUUUGAUCACUUUAGAUUCUCAGUCCUGUGGAAUUUUGGCUUUUAUCUGUUGUAUGUUGUUUUAAGAGGCUUUCAAGAAGGUUUUAGAAGCUCAGAAGUUUCAAUGUUAUGAGGAUUUCUUUCUUUCCAGUUUUUACACUCAUUGUCUAAAAUGAUCAACCCAGAACCUAAUUUAGCUCUGUUACCUAUAUACUGUAUUGUUUUUUUUUCAGUCUAGAGCUGUGAAUACUAUCAAAAUAUAAAACUGAAGUCAAGUGGUGUUUACAAUCAGUUUUGCAAACCUUUGCACUUGGAAUUAAUUAUGCAGAAUGUUUGCAUUGAAUAAUGCAUGAGUUUCAAUUUUACAGAAGGACCAAAGUAAACAACUAGCAUAGCUUUUAUAUAAAAAAAAAUCAACUGGUGUUUGUAAAGAUAUGUCCAAUUGUAAAUAAAGC